Messenger RNA from Symbiodinium necroappetens, 1710 nucleotides. The record is from the annotation of a GenBank genome assembly. Lineage: Eukaryota; Dinophyceae; Suessiales; Symbiodiniaceae.
AUGAAGGGGCCGAGGCGCCCCACGCCAGCCUCCCUUCAGACGCACGCCGAGCCUGUGAGCGAGGUUCCGCAAGCAGCUGAGAGCAUUCGGCAAGCAGAAGCUUUGCUGAUCUGCGCCGGGGGUGCUCUGGACCUCCCGGAAGGUAAGGACGCAGGGGUCUUCCAGCGACCGCCGCUCAGCACGCUGGCCGGCAGCUUGGAGUAUGGCAUCCCGGCGCCAGGAGUUUGCAGCCCGCUGCGCGAGCUCUGGCGAGAGCACAUGCAGGCUGACAGCGCAAGCUUGUUUGACAGUGAUCCGGGACUUGCCUGGGCAUUUUGGGGCUUUUGGAGCCGGCGAUACUUGGAGAUGCAGCCGGACGAGGGCUGUCGCUCCCUUGCAAGCUGGGGCCGGUCCAUGAAGCAAGGAUUCUUCUGUGUCACAUCGACCGUCGAUGGGCACUGGGCACGGGUGGUGGGAGACGAAAGAGUUUGGGAGCUGCGCGGCUCUGUCUCAUUCCUGCAACGCGUUGACGGUACGAGCAAGAUCUGGCGGGUAGGCGAGGGCCACGGGGCGGCCCAGCAGCUGCUCUCUGGAGCUCGCCAGAGCUUUGCAGCCGCUGCCUCCUCCUUGGCCUCCCUGCUGGGCGCGGGACCUGAGCCCAAGUCCGACUGGGAAGGCGAAGAGCUCCCUGGGACGCUCCCCUUGGAGCUGCCCCCUCACUUCGACCUGCAGCCCGGGGAGGCUGUGGAGGUACGGACCCUGGAGGCCGUUGAGAACAGCAGCACCUACGAAUGGACUCCGUGGAAGCGGGCUGUGGCCGCCGGCUCCUUCGGCAUCGUCAGCCCCUCGGGAGCGCCUGUGGCUGCGCAUGCGGUUCGCAGGCCAAAGGGGCCGGACCUGCUUCGCGUGGCUGGGGAGCUGCCGAGGGACCCGGCAGAUUCUUCAUGUCUGGCUCGCCCCAAUGUCGACAUGCACAGCGACUCCAAAUUCGUAAGCUGGCGCUGCGACAGGCAAGAGCAAGCGUAUUUCCAGUGGAGGUCGUCGCUGCCAAGGAGCUGCCGAUUGGUCGUUGUGGAGGUGGGGACCUGGAAGAGUCCUGCGAAGCUCUUGGAUCCAGCAGACUUCCCUUGCGCCACGCUUCUGCGCCUUGGAGUGUCCGGGCGAGUGCCUGAAAUCUGGAAGGGCCGCUGCUGGAGAGUAGCAGGAGACUGGAGCGCAGCUCUGCGACAGCUUUCGGAUUCCCUUGGGCCCUCAGAGCUGCGGGCCGGAGCCAGCGUUGAGAGCACGCCGAGAGCAUCUGCAAGUGCGCAGGGAAUGGCUGAAGCUCAAACUGCAGAGGUCAGUGCCCUGACUUCUGUGGGCUCUGUCACAGGCUCCGAAAAGGAGGAGAAGAGGCCUGCCUACAUAGACACCAAGCGCAAGAAGUCCAAGGCAGGCAAGGAUGGGGGACUCAACUGGGACGAUAUCCCGGAAUACGACAUCGAUGAAGAAGAUGCUUUGGACAAGGUCAUGAACUUUGCAGCGGGCGUGUACACACGUGCAGCUGGGGCUGUUGAGGCCAUGCAGCCGGAUUCGCAGUCAGACGAAGGCAAAGAAAGUGACCACAGCGAAGUAGGCGGUGACGGUGACCACAGCGAAGAAGGCGGUGAAGCUGACUCGCAGAGUUCCGUAGCUCCAAGCGGUCCAAGUAGCAAGAGGCAAAGCCGGCAGAGCGGUGGAGCUGCCGAGUGA